AUGCGUGAAGAAACACGUUCAUACAUAUCGCAAUUAACUACGCACCUCGAACACCAAUUUACAUCUAUAGUCGAUUCUCAUUUACAAACCUUGCAGCAAGAGAUUUCCAUCACGAAUAUUGACAUUAUAAAAUAUCAAUUAAAUAUGUUAAAGAGAUUACCCCAUAUAACUCCAUGUAUAGCCGGCACAGAUCUACCGCAAGAUCAAUAUAAUGCCAUUACAGUAUUGUCAAACAUGAUGGGAUCAAGAAAUAACCAAUGGCCUUAUUACUUUUUGACAGGCUCUGCAGGCACUGGAAAAUCUUUUAUUAUACAACAUUUUCGCACUCAUUUACAACAAACUAAUAAAAAAUAUUUAAUGUUGGCACCUACUGGUGUAGCGGCACAAAACGUCGAUGGCAUGACUAUUCACUCUGCUUUAAAAAUCUCAUCAACAACUACAAAUUCCCGAUCAUCAUAUCAAACUCUAAUAUUUAACGAUGCAUCAUUACUGAAUGAGAUGCGACGUAUUGAAACGAUUAUCAUAGAUGAAGUGUCUAUGGUUUCUUCAAGUCUGUUUACAUUUAUAUCCGAUACGUUUGCUAGAAUUCACAAUAACCAUAAACCAUUUGGUGGUAUCAAUGUAUUAGUGGCGGGUGAUCUAUGUCAGUUACCCCCUGUUCAAGGAACAGCCGUCUUUCAUUCUCCCGUAUGGCAGUUAUUUUACCCUCUCUUUUUACGCAAGUCUCAACGGCAACUUAAUGAUAACCAGUAUUUUAACUUACUAGAAGAAGUGCGG
Molecule: messenger RNA, 777 nt
Organism: Paraglomus occultum
Lineage: Eukaryota; Fungi; Glomeromycota; Glomeromycetes; Paraglomerales; Paraglomeraceae
Source: the annotation of a GenBank genome assembly